CCCUGCCAAACCUGAGUGCUCAGUGAGGAGGAGAGCAGAGGAGAGCAGAGCAGAGGAGGCUGUAUAAAAGCACUAAGAAUGACUAGAAGCUCACCACAUUCUGUCUGCUGUCAAAAGAGAAGGGCUGUCUUUCUCCUCUCCUGCUAUUCCCCUGCUCCCUCGCAGCAGCAGCAGCAGCAGCAGAUUCAAUCCUGCCUGCUUGUCUGGAAUCAAACCCAACAUUUGAAAAAUAAAUUUGAGACAAUAAUUUUAUAAUAUAGGGAGACACUUUUUUUUUUUUUUUAUAUAGAUAAAUAUUAAUAAUUGUAUUAUAAAUUGCUUUAUUUUUUAUUUCCGAAGUGGGUCUAUUAAAUUUCCACUAUAGGAUUUUAAAUUAAGCAAAUCUCUGAAUUUCUACAGCUUAAGGUUGUUCCCUCCCCCUCCCCCAGAAACCAAAACCAGCAGAAGAUUGUUUUCUCGCAUCCCUAUUCAAUCGGCUGCCCUGCGAACGGCACAGAUUAACAGAAAACCAUGGGUCUUCAAGGCCACGUCCUAGCUUGCCUGGCUGUAGGCAUGCUGCUCCAGUGCACCCACGCUGGGAUCAUCAAGAAGGUCAUCCGUCAGAGGAGGGAGGCCCUGGUCACCCCAAAAGAGGAGAACCUCACCCUGCCUUCCCCAGAUGAACCUGUGGUGUUCAACCAUGUCUACAACAUCAAUGUCCCUUCAAGCUCCUUGUGCUCCGUCGACCUGGAUUCUCCCGGUGCGACAGAGGUCAAGCCCCAAGCCAUAUCUGAUGGUCAGUCCGUUGAGCACACGCUGGAUGGGGAGAACCAGAUCGUCUUCACCCACCGGAUCAACAUCCCCCGGCAGGCCUGCGGCUGUGCCAACGCCCCCGAUCUCAAGGACCUCCUGCACAGGCUUGAGCUCCUGGAGGGGCAGGUCUCUUCUCUAAAGGAACAGUGCGGCAGUGGGGCUGGGUGCUGUCAGUCCCAGGCUCAAGGUGCCAUAGAGAUAAAACCUUACUGCAAUGGCCACGGUAACUACAGCACAGAGACAUGCAGCUGCUUGUGCGAGCCAGGCUGGACCGGUGCCAACUGCACGGAGGCCGCGUGUCCAAACGACUGCCAGGACCAGGGCCGCUGUGUGGAUGGCGUGUGUGUCUGCUUCGAGGGCUUCAUGGGCGAAGACUGUGGGGUAGAGACGUGCCCGGUGGACUGCAGUGAGAACGGGCAGUGCAUCGACGGGGUAUGCGUGUGCACCGAGGGCUUCAGCGGGGAAGACUGCUCCCAAACCAACUGCCCCAACAACUGCCUGGGCCGCGGUCGCUGUGUGGACAGCGAGUGCGUGUGCGAUGAAGGGUUUACCGGCGAUGACUGCUCUGAGCUCAUCUGCCCCAACGACUGCUACGACAGAGGCCGCUGCGUUAACGGCGUUUGCUUCUGCGAGGAAGGAUUCACCGGAGAGGACUGUGGUGAAAUGACCUGCCCUGGAAACUGUAACAACCGGGGCUACUGCGUGGACGGGCAGUGUGUUUGCAGCGCUGGAUACACUGGCAAGGACUGCAGUGAGCUGACUUGCCCCAACGACUGCAAGGAGAGAGGCCGCUGCGUGAACGGUAUGUGCAUCUGCGACCCUGGCUUCGUCGGCGAGGACUGUAGCGAGCUGGCCUGCCCUGACAACUGCAACAACCGGGGCCAAUGCGUCAAUGGGCAGUGCGUCUGCGAUCAGGGCUUCAUGGGAGAAGACUGCUCUGAGCUUUCCUGCCCCAACAACUGCCAAAACAGAGGCAGGUGCGUGAACGGCCAGUGCGUCUGCGACGAAGGUUUCACCGGAGAAGACUGCAGCAUAAAGACCUGCCCCAACAACUGCUUCGGAAGGGGCGAGUGCAUUGACGGGAAAUGUGUCUGUUUCGCCGGCUUCACCGGAGAAGACUGCAGCGAGCUGACCUGCCCCAACGACUGCCUGGGCCACGGCCGAUGCGUGGACGGAAAGUGUGUUUGCGAUGAAGGCUUCACAGGCGACGACUGCAGCCAGAAGACCUGCCUUAACGACUGCUUCGGAAGGGGGAACUGUGUGGAUGGGCUGUGCGUCUGUGACGAGGGCUUCGUGGGAGAGGACUGCAGUGAGAGCUCCUGCCCCAAUAACUGCAACGACAGGGGCCGCUGCGUGGACGGGCAGUGCAUCUGCGAUGACGGUUUCAUGGGUGAAGACUGCGGAGAACUCUCCUGCCCCAAUAACUGCAACGACAGAGGCCGCUGCGUGAACGGGCAGUGCGUCUGCGAUGACGGUUUCAUGGGCGAAGACUGCGGAGAACUCUCCUGCCUCAAUAACUGCAAUGACAGAGGCCACUGCGUGAACGGGCAGUGCGUCUGCGAUGACGGUUUCAUGGGUGAAGACUGUGGAGAACUCUCCUGCCCCAAUAACUGCAAUGACAGAGGCCGCUGCGUGGACGGGCAAUGCGUCUGCGAUGAUGGUUUCAUGGGCGAAGACUGCGGAGAGCUCUCCUGCCCCAAUAACUGCAACGACAGAGGCCGCUGCGUGAACGGGCAAUGCGUCUGCGAUGACGGUUUUAUGGGCGAAGACUGCGGAGAACUCUCGUGCUUGAAUAACUGCAAUGACAGAGGCCUCUGCGUGAACGGGCAGUGCGUCUGUGACCUGGGCUUCAUGGGAGAGGACUGCAGUGAUCUGGCAUGCCCUGAUAGCUGCAAGGACAGAGGUACCUGUGUUGAUGGGCAGUGCAUCUGUGAAGAGGGAUUUAUCGGGGCGGACUGCAGCGACGUUUCCCCCCCGAAGGACCUGACAGUGACCGAGGUGACCCCUGAGACGGUCAACCUGACCUGGAACAAUGAGAAGAUCGUGACGGAGUACCUGAUCACCUACGUGCCCACGGCUCCCGGGGGUCUGGAGCUGGAAUUCCGCGUGCCCGGGGACCAGCAAGCAGCCACCAUCCCUGAGCUGGAGCCGGGCGUGGAGUACCUGGUGCAGGUCUACGCCAUCCUGAAGAACCAGAGGAGCGUCCCUGUCAGCGCCCGCGUCGCCACGCACAUGCCCGAGCCCGAAGGCCUGAGGUUCAAGUCUAUCCGGGAGACCUCAGUGGAGGUGAUGUGGGACCCCCUGGACAUCUCAUUUGACGGCUGGAAACUCGUUUUCAGAAACACGAAAGAAGAUAAUGGUGAAAUUAUCAGCAGCCUGUCUCGCCCCGAGACAUCCUUCGUCCAGUCAGGUUUGGGGCCCGGUCAGGAAUAUGAGGUUUCACUGUAUGCUGUGAAGAACAAGACCCAAGGACCCACAGCCACUAAGAAUGUCAUCACGAGGAUUGACUCUCCAAGCCAAGUGGAAGUGAAGGACGUGACGGACUCGACCGCCUUCAUUACCUGGUUCAAGCCCGUCGCCCAGGUGGACGGAAUCAGCUUGUCCUACGGGCCCAGCGGUCAGCCGACAGACAGGGCCACAGUGGAGCUCUCCGGCACGGACAGCCAGUACAACGUGGACAGCCUGAAGCCCAACACGGAGUACGAGGUCUCGCUGGUGUCUAAGAGGGGGGACAUGAGGAGCGACCCCAUCUCAGAGUCCUUCACUACAGAUCUGGAUGCUCCCAAGAACCUACAGCGCAUCUCCCAGACUGAGAACAGCAUCACUCUGGAGUGGAAGAACAGCAAGGCGACAGUGGACAGCUACCUCAUUAAAUACGCAUCUCUGUCCGGGGGAGACCACGCAGAAAUCACUGUGCCACGGGGCAGACAGGCCACCACCAAGGCCACGAUCACUGGUCUGAAGCCAGGCACAGAGUACGGGAUGGGGGUCACCGCUGUGAAACAGGACAAGGAAAGCCUGCCGGCCACCAUCAACGCAGCAACUGACCUGGACGCUCCAAGAGACCUCGAGGCGGUCGAUUCGACGGAGAGCACCGUCUCUCUGCGCUGGAAGAGGCCACUGGCCAAGAUCGAAGUCUACCUUCUGACCUACACGUCCGCGGACGGCAGGAGGGAAGAGGUGGAGGUCCCUGCCGACGUCACCAACUACAUCCUGAGAGGGCUGGAUCCUGGUGUGCAGUACUCAAUCACCCUGAUUGCACAGAGAGGCAGACAGAGGAGCCAGCCAGCCGCCACUACUGUUUCAACGGAAACUCAGAUGUCCACUCUAACGGGGCGGUCUAUUGCCGAGCCUGGCGGUGUGAGCUUGGAGCUUCUCGAAGCCCUCAGUGUCUCGGAGGUGGGCCAGACUAGCUUCCAGCUGUCCUGGACGGCACCAGCUGGGUCCUUUGAUAGCUUCCUUGUAGAGUUGAAGGACUUAGCUGGGUUCAAUGAAAUAGCUUCAGUAUCCGUGCCAGGAGACGUCCGGCACACUGCCAUUGCUGACCUGUCGCCUGGCACUCUUUAUGAGAUCACCUUGCAUGGAACUGACCAGGAAAACAGGUCACAUAUCCUCAAGGCAAUUGCCAAUACAGAGGAGGAGCCUGAGCUGGGCACCUUAGAAGUCUCAGACGUCAGCUGGGACGGCUUCAAUGUCUCUUGGAAAGUCGCUGACGGAGACUUCGAAAACUUUAUUGUUGAAGUUACAGAUUCUGAUAGGUCGGCCGAGCCGCAGAGUCACACAGUGGCUGGUGAUCUCCGGAGGCUGGACAUCAAUGGGCUGAAGCCCGAUACCUCUUACCAGGUCACCGUCUCUGGGGUGAUCCAAGGCUCACACACAAAACCUCUUUUUACAGAAGUCAGCACAGUGCCAGAGCCUGAAGUUGGUAAUCUGUUUGUAUCAAACAUUACCUCAGACAGCUUCAGUCUCUCCUGGACAGCCACUGGAGACUCUUUCGAUGGCUUUGCACUUGAGAUUAUAGAUUCAAACAGGCUGCUGGAGCCAAUGGAAUACAGCAUAGCCAGAGAUGUGUUGGCAACCCAUAUCUCAGGGCUGAGUCCCCGCACUGAUUACAUAGCCUACCUGUACGGGCUCACGCAUGGUGUUCGAACACAGGCUCUCAGUGCUAUUGCUUCCACAGUGCCAGAACCUGACCUGAGCAAGCUAGUUGUUUUCAACGUUACCUCAAACAGCCUGUCUCUGUCUUGGAACGCCCGCGACCAGGCUUUCGAUCACUUUGUAGUCGAGGUUAUAGAGGCGGAGCCGGGCUCGCGCAAAAUAGAGCACACGGUCUCUGGGGACCAGAGGAGCGUCGUGAUCCCCCGGCUCAAAGGAGCCACUCGGUAUGAGCUCACAUUGUAUGGCAGCUCCGGCAGUCAGCACACCCCUCCUUUAACUACUGUAGCUACUACAGACGCAGAACCACAGCUGGGUAACAUAACUGUAUCAGAUAUAACCCACGACAGCUUGGCCCUCACAUGGACCGCAGCAGCAGGCUCCUUUGAGAGCUUUGUAAUAGAAGUCAGUGAUUCUGAGCAGCUCUACGACCCCUUGGAGCUCAGAGUGGGCGGGGCCUCACGCAAUGACACUAUCAUGGGCCUGGCGGACGGCACCGCUUAUAACAUAAAAGUGCACGGCGUGUCUCAAGGCCGCACUCAGCCUCUGUCUGCCUUCGCCGUCACAGAGGCGUUACCCAAAGUGGAAAACCUAGUCAUUUCAGACAUUAACCCGUACGGCUUCAGGGUGACCUGGAAGACGGGUGACGAUGGCCAGUCUCACCAGUUAGACCAGUUUCUCAUAGUGGUUGUAGAUUCGGGCAGGUUGCUGGACCCCCAGGACUUCACCGUGCUCGGAGAGCAGCGUUCCCUGGACAUCAGAGGCCUUAUCACGGGCAUAGGCUAUGAGGUUAAACUCUAUGGCAUAACCAAGGAGGGACAACGCACAAAACCCUUAAGUGCAGUGGCUGUGACAGAAGCCGAGCCGGAAGUGGACAACCUUCUCGUCUCGGACGUGACCUCCGAGAGCUUCCGUCUGUCCUGGAUGGCAGACGAAGACCUCUUCGAUAGUUUUGUUAUUAAAGUUAGGGAUUCCAAAAAACUGUCCGACCCGCUGGAGCUGACGGUCCUGGGGCAGGAGCACACCAUAGAGGUUCCGGGUCUCUUAGGGGGUACAGAGUACGAAAUCGAGCUGUACGGGGUCGCCAGGGGACAGCGCUGGCAGCCCAUUAAUGCCGUGGCUAGAACAGGUCUCGGAGCCCCAAGCGGUGUGCGGUUCUCUGACGUCACCGAGAGCACCGUCACGGUUCACUGGAUCCUCCCCCCGGCUCGCGUCGACAGCUAUCGCAUCUCCUACGUACCUGCGGACGGAGGGACCCCGCUGACAGUGACUGUGGACGGAGCCAAGGCCAAGACCACCCUGGUGAACCUGACUCCAGGACAGACCUAUGAGAUCAGCGUCACGUCGGUGAAAGGGUUCGAGGAGAGCGACCCAUCCUCUGGCACUGUGACCACAGGCCUCGAUAAACCCACUGGUCUGGUGGCGGUCAACGUCACUGAUUCCGAGGCCCUGUUGCUGUGGCAACCAGCGAUUGCUACAGUUGAUGGCUACGUCGUUACAUACAGCGCAGACAAUGUGCCCCCUAUGAUGGAGCGUGUUUCAGGGAACACAGUCGAGUUUGGUAUGAGUGCUCUGCGUCCCGCCACGCGCUACACUGUGAGGGUCUACGCAGUGAGCGGCUCUCUGCAGAGUGCAGUCUCCACCACGGAGUUCACCACCGCCGUCGAUGCCCCCAGAGACCUGAGUGCCAGUAACGUGCAGACAGAGAGCGCCGUGCUGACGUGGAAGGCACCGCGAGCCAGCAUCACCGGGUACAUCCUCAUCUUCACGUCUGCUGACGGGAAAGUCAAGGAAGUGGUCUUGGGACCCAGCACCACCUCCUAUAACCUGGCUCAGCUCAGCGCCUCCACCCAGUACACUGUGAGACUGCAGGCCCUCGCAGGCCCCGAGAGAAGCAAGAUCGUCAGGACGCAGUUCACCACCACUGGCCUCCUGUACAGACACCCUCGAGAUUGCUCCCAGGCCCUGCUGAAUGGAGAGACCAGCUCGGGGCUUUACACCAUCUACCUGAAGGGGGAGGAGAGCCAGCCUGUGCAGGUGUACUGCGACAUGGCCACAGACGGAGGAGGCUGGAUUGUGAUUGUCAGGCGUCAGAACGGCAAGCUGCAGUUCUACAGGAACUGGAAGAACUACACAGCAGGGUUUGGCGAUAUGAACGACGAGUUCUGGCUUGGUCUGGACAGUCUGCAUAAGAUCACCUCGUCUGGUCAGUAUGAGCUACGGGUCGAUCUCCGAGACAGGGGCGAGAGCGCCUACGCGCAGUACGACAAGUUCACCAUCAGCGACCCGCGCAGCCGCUACAAGAUCAACGUGGGAGGAUACAGCGGCACAGCCGGCGAUUCCAUGAGCUACCACCAGGGGCGCCCCUUCUCCACCUAUGACAAGGACAACGACAUCGCUGUCACCAACUGCGCCCUGUCCUACAAGGGAGCCUUCUGGUACAAGAACUGCCACCGAGUCAACCUGAUGGGCAGAUAUGGAGACGACAGCCACAGUCAGGGUGUCAACUGGUUCCAUUGGAAGGGUCAUGAACAUUCGAUCGAGUUUGCAGAGAUGAAAAUCCGACCGUCCAACUUCAGGAACUUCGAGGGAAGGAGGAAGAGGUCAUAAAGGAAGCACCACCCCCCUCCCCCCUCCCCCCUCCCCUCUCCUCCCUCCCCGUAACCCUGAGCAACCAAAGCCACUGCCAAUAGCCCAGCAAUCCACCACAUCAACCGCCUCCCCCCUCCCCCCUCCCUCUGUCCCCCAUCUCAGAGUGUGUACAGAAUGUAGCUACACCACACAGGACCAGCGCAGCUGCAGUGAACUUUACAAUACAGCUCCACUGCUCCCACUGUUACCAUUCGCACCAAAGACAACGGAGUCCAUUUUUAAAGUCUUUGUUAAUUAAAAAAAGAGGAAAGAAAAGAAAGUCGUUUUGCUGCAGUAAUUGUAUACUGGCACAGUACUGGUAGUGUGUGUUGCUGUUUUUUUUUUGCUUGGUUUUCUGGGAGGUGUUUGGGAGGGAGGUGUUGUUUGUUCUUGUGUGUGUCGUGUCCAGUUGCAAUAGUUUACGUGUUUUAAUGUCUCCCCUCCCCUUUCUCUUCUCCCCUUCCUUUCUUCUGGGUGUUUUGUAUAAAAAAUAACAAGAAAAGGGAACCAAUUCAAUCAAAGCCACUUACUAAGCUGAUAUUGUGUCCAAAUAUUUGCAUGUUCAUUCUUCAAAAGCACGGCGAAGUCGCCCAUUCAAGCCAUUAGAUCAUGUGACACCACGAAACAGUGCUCAGGUCCCAGCUGUGCACUGUGUGUAUAUUGUCCUAGAAGGUCAUAUUUGUUCUAAGAUUUAUUUCUAUUACUAAGCCAAGGCAGGACCUAUUAAUCUCCUUAUUAUAAUUAUAAAGCCAUUGUUUUGUUUUAUAUAUAUAUAUAUAUAUAUAUAUAUAUAUAUAUAUAUAAUUUUUUUUUUUUUUUUUAGAAAACUGUUUGUUAAGAAAGAAAACAAGCAAGGAAAUAACUGACCAGUAACUUGCUCGCAACAAGAAUAUUUUUAAUGUGCAUUUAUGUGUUUUGUUUGUUUGUUUGUUUGUUAUAUUAUUAUUAUUUUUGUUUUUAAUAAGAUCAGAAGACUUUUUUUGUUCCUUUCACAAAAAUACAAAAAGAAAUCCCACUGCCCCCCCCCUCCUCUCCAAUAUUAAAGGAAUGAUGUCCAGCUGCUUAAACAGUUACAGUGUGUUAAACAGCACAACAACACAAUUUGACUUACAAGCCACUAGAGAAAAUGGAAUACCUGUGGAAAUUAAAGAGCUUUUUUUAUCUCAAUGAAAACAGAUGUUUCUCUGUAACCCUUAUUCAAAUAAAACCAACUUUGUUUAAAAAAGAAA
Molecule: messenger RNA, 8807 nt
Organism: Acipenser ruthenus (sterlet)
Lineage: Eukaryota; Metazoa; Chordata; Actinopteri; Acipenseriformes; Acipenseridae
Product: tenascin-like
Molecular function (GO): protein binding
Source: RefSeq, a predicted model, not a curated record